AUGAAGUGGGCUUUUCUCCUUGUUCUUAUUGUAGUCAAUUCUUCCAACGGUGGAUUCAUCCCCUUCAAACGAAUCCGGCCCAGCGAAAGCCCUGAUGUCGGAAGGAAUGUGGUAAGUGAUCUCUCACUCUGUUGGUUUUUACAUUGCAUUGGACUAGAAUUUCGUUUGCGGAAUUAAUGGUGUAUGUGGGACAAUUCCUUCGAGAUUAAACUGUACAUGUUGCUAACACUGGGUGCAUUGAAAUGUACUCUUUACGUCGAUGGGCCAACAAUUUUUUCACGCCGUUCCUGGAAGACACACGCAAUCUGUCCUUAUAAAUCUUUCAGUUUUUCUCUAAUAAAAUGAACGCAGCGGCGUUCCAUUGUAUCUUUCAGCAAAACACUGAUAGACACUGAAUGAGUAUAUAAUGAAAUAUCUGCUAGAAUUCAACAUACUAUUGUGUAAGAAUCACAUGAUUUGUUGACACCGAUGCAUACUGUGAUGAGUGUGGCGCAACAUAUCAUACUCGAAGCAUUACGCAGCAUUAAACAUUACGUAUUGCAAUUCUUUUAAUACUCCAUAGGCCGCACAGAAUCAGUUAAAAGAAGUCGAUUUACAAGACAAGGAUUUUUGUUUUUAUUCCCAUCUUUUCGGUUACGUAACUAUAUUAAAGAGGGAGUUGAAGUGGUUAUCCUGCUGAAUGGCUGCGUGACUAAGAGAACUGAGGUGCGCGUACCUGAACCUCCCUCAUCCCCGCCCACUUCAAUCCUUUUGAUCUUGAAUACGUCCGUACUCCGUACCCGCCACAUGGAUCCGAAAACAAAAGACUUGUCAGGCAGUAGCUCAAGGCGAAAAUGUUGAUAAGACAUUUUAUUCUGAUUUUUAUAUCACUGAGCUUCUUUGGUGAAGCGCUUCUCUCUUGCUCUUCGAAUUGCCAUCGCUAAAAACUGUAUUAUAAUGCGUGCAUGAACUAAACAGCUUGUGAAUUAAUUCAAGCUCUUGUUUUUACAAUUGCUUCAUACCCGCGGUAAAGUAAACAAAUAGAAGGUAAGGUCGGAUUUGCAACUUGAACUGAGGUCGGAAAUAACAUCCAAGAUUAGUCACAUCCGUGGCGUCCACUCAUAGAAUUGGCUACUUGCCCUUGUGUCUGUUUUUUUUUUUUUUUUUUUUUUUUUUCAGAGAAUUAUUCCUUGAUCAUCUCCAUUCUCUUCACCCUGCGAACAGAGCCUCCUUCUGUCUUCCUUUUGAUCGCGGACCAGAAAAGGUCUUUUGUUGAAAUGAUGCCAUUUCAGCCCCAUUUAUUCAAAACCCAGAUCAUAUUUUCCUUUUCUUAGCUGCGUGAAAAAUAUCUCUGACUUUGAUGAUGUCUUCGGUAACGACAAAACCCUACUGAGUCACCGUGUCACUUACAUUCCUGUUUACAGUUGGACUACGCGCAAUCGAACGACUGGUCAAGAAAAUUUUCAUUCUUUUUCAAUAGAGUUGUAAGGAAAUAACACAUCUUUUUUUAAGACUGCAAAUAGUCUUUUAUUUCUCUUUUCAGAGUCACUGGACUAAAACUUGGCGUACUAAACUCUCGAAAAUUUUGAAUGCAAACAAAGGUUAAUAGCAAGGUCCCUUUUACAUUCCAAUUUAGGACUACGUUUUGAGAGUCCAUCAUUCACGCUGGUACAAAGCAAACAGAAUCAGGUCUCUACCUUUCCCUAGGCCUUAUUAGAUUUCAACCUUGACAGAAAUGGUAUUUUAAAAAAAUGGUAAGCACCUCAAAAACUAGCCUGAGAAGACAGCCGACAUUUCGAGAUGCCACCACUGGUUUCCCCGCAAAAUGACGUCGGAGAAACGAGUACAGAAAUUCCAUACCGAUGACGUGUGGGUACUGAUAGUGUUUCUGGUUGGUUGAAAAUACGUUUCAUCGAGUCACAAGCACACCUUGGCUCCAGAGGUCCGUUCUAAACCGUGAUUUCAAUACGGUUGAUGAAGCUCCCGAGACGAACCUCUUGUCACACAAGCAAGCAACCUCAUUUCCAUGCGAGAAAUCAGUUCAGAUUUCUGAACUGGGUCGCCGAUUGGUUGCUCCCACGUCCGAAGGGAGUGUACGAUAUAACAGUGAACUUGAUUACCGUUAUCGAAGAACUUCACCGCAUGAGAUUGAAAAGCGGUUUCGAUGUUUAUAACAAACGGAGAACGAUCAGGAAUUAGAUCAGAAAAAAAUUGCCUCUUGAACCCUGUCCAGUUAUUAUUCCAGCCAGCGAGAUUUCAAAUAACGACGCAUGGAGCGAUUUUGCAGAGAAAAACAAGAGGCCUUUCGCUCGCGGUCUACCGGCAGAUCUGGGUAGCUGGGUAGCCACAUGAGAUCAGUAUGGAAUUUCUGCUCUCGUUCCUCAGACAUUUCGAAUUCUUUGCCUCAUCUGAAGCACAUACAACACCUUUUUCUCGACGCGUCAGAUUCCGGCUCUCAUAUUAAGUUUGUCUUUUUCACUAGACUCAGAUAAUCGCUAGCAGAGGAUAUGAUUGUGAAGAACACCAGGUAACAACAUCAGAUGGCUUCAUUCUUGCCAUGCAGCGGAUUCCACGCGGACGAGGAGAAAAGAAGAGUUCUGUAGCAAAAGAAGUCGUCUUUCUGCAGCAUGGAAUUCUUGCAGACUCUACAAACUGGGUGAUGGACUCGCCAACAGAGAGCCUUGCAUACAUACUUGCAGAUAAAGGUUUUGAUGUAUGGCUUGGAAACAUCCGGGGAAAUGACUAUUCAAGACGUCACGUGAAAUAUAAACCAAGCCAAUCAGUUUUCUGGAAUUGGAGGUGAGCUUGUUUUGUUCAGGUAGGUUAGAGCGCCUAUCCAGAGACAAAAUAGGCUCGAACCACACGUCGAGAACUCAGACACAGUUAGAAAAGAUCCCCACGGAUAACUAAGAGAAAGCGCGAUUAGUUUCAAAGUGCUUAUGAGUACAUGUAUCAUUCAUUAAUAAAAUCCUGGUCUAUUACCAAUGCUGCGUUCUGAUUGGUUGAACUACUUCUAGGCUAUAGCCCAUUAGUAGCUAAAAGUGGCGGCUUGGAAAACCAAAAUCGCGUUUUUGCUAGCUAAGGUUGUUUUGUCUCGAUAUUUUAGACCAACUAGUUGGAUUUUACUAAAACAAUUAUUCCUCGAGCCCUCAUCUCCUCUGAGUCAAUAGCCCAUUCGGGCUCGAGGAAUAAUUGUUAAUUAUUUGAGUGACGCAAUAGGUUUGAACCCCGCAUCGAGAACUCAGACACAGUUAUAAAAGACCCUCAAAUGCAUAGAUAAAGAGAGAGCGAGAUUCAUUUCAAAGUACGUAUGACCUGCUAUAGCAACGGUAGAAAUUGUGGUGGUACUUGUAUUCACGUCCAGCUGAAAAGUGACCCUUUAAGGUAAUUCCCUAGUUUUGCACUGUGUAUGACCUAGUGUGUAUACCAUUGCAACUUCAGAGGGAGCGGUGAUUUCACCGGUCACCUAAAAAGAGGUGAUUAUGGCCCCUUUCGUAGCCCAAAUGCUUUUAAUAGCGAUUUUGAUAAUUCUACCCAGCUAAAAAGGUGUUUUUCUUGAAACUCUUCCCUGUUCCUUCAAACAAAAUGAGCAUUUGAAGUUUGCAAUGAAACGAGUACGGUGACCCCUCCUUCUUUAUUUGUGUUUUGUAUUCGUUAUGGCUACACCAAAAAUAUAUGUUAAGGAGAAAAAAAUCUGGAUAGUAGGAGCUGUAUUUUUUUAGACAUUCAUAUCUAAAAAAUGUAACUUCUACUAUCCAGAUUAAGAGCCAGUAUUAAGAGCCAUAGAGAAGAAGGAGAUAAUGUCAAAACAGUACAUGUCUCUACAUUUUUUCAAGAUCAGGUAAUUUGAGGUUACUUAACUGAAAUAAAUAAAGCCCAGACAAACAAGCCUGCUUAAGGUCUCAGUUUUUUUCCAUAAAAUAACAAAUUUUGUCGAUUGUUUCAGUUUCGAACAUUUCGCUCUUAACUAGGAAAAAGCACUCAGAAUUACGGGCAUACAGGGCGAAAACAAGCACGGUGAACCCAUCUUUUUAUGGCAGUUUUUGAAUGUACUAUAUAUGGCUGGCAUUUGUGCCAAGUUAAAAAAAAAAUCAGGUUGUUCAUCAUUUUCAAGGGAAUUACCUUAAACAAUGUCAAAAACUGAAUAGUUUGAACUUUUUAAUAUCGGAAGUUUUUACUUGACAAGUGGUGUAUUUUUUGACUUAACGUUUGCCAAGCGGUACCGUUCCUUCCCUUAGUUCACGUUUGGUAAUAUCAAAUUUCUACAAUAGCUAUGCUAUGCAAAUGUCUAAAAUGGCUGUGCUAACUUUUUACCUUUUUAGAUUGCUUCUCUACUUGCACUUAUAAUGUUUACAUAUUUUUAUGCCCUUUUUUUUCUUCAGCUGGCAAGAAAUGGCUGAUUACGAUCUGCCAGCCAUGAUAAACUACGUCCUGAACGUCACUGGGCAAGAGCAGUUGUUUUACGUGGGCCAUUCACAAGGAACACUGAUCGCGUUUACUGGAUUUUCUGACAACCCCGCUCUAGGAAACAAAAUCAAGGCCUUCAUCGCUUUAGCUCCUGUGUACACUUUAAAUAAUGCUACAGAGAUCGCAAAGGAAGGAGCUGACAUUUUGUAUCCACUUGUCAAGGUAAACUAUGGCUAAAUAGCACUAACUCGUUUUCAGCGCAGCCGAGUGUUCAACACUGAAGGCUCUCAAUCAGGAAUUUCUUUGUUAGGAACAGCAGCUGAAUUUGUUUAUCGGUAGUCCCGAGUACAGCUUCCGGUUCGACGGACAUCAGGUAGAAAUUGUGUUCUAUUUUUAAGCAAUUUCCAGUCUAAUCUAACUUCUACAACGUUUCUGAACACAGAUGCUCUCAGAUUUGUUUCAUUAAUAAAUAAGUAGUGUCUUUAUAGCUUGUAAGUCUAUUGUCGGCUCAGUCUUUCUGAAUUGUUUGUAUCCGUCCUGCAAAAAGUCUCUCUUGGUAAUGCAAAGCAUUAGCCGUACCAGCACAGCCAUCAUCCCUGUAAUGUUCUCUUUAUUAAAUGUGGAACCACUACACAACGACAACGGCCACUUAAUUGCCCCCUUACUCCCAAAAUAACCUCUCCACAGUGGGCUUCAAGAAGCGAGCGAUAAAAAAAACUGAUGAACUACUCACUGUAUGUUACUCGCUUUUGUCCCCAGGGUGGCUUUUGUGAAGAGAUGUUGUUGGGGACAUACGAUAAAACGUUCUUUUUUCACUUCUGUUUUUCAGAAACUUUUCCCUGGUCUUACCUUUGACUUACUCCCUGGUGAUUUUUUGAGAUCACUUAUCAAGCUAGGCUUCUGUGCAAACCCCAUCUCAGAGAAAGUUUGUUACGACUUCAUGGAGUUAGUGAUCGGCAUGGACAGCAAGAAUAUUGAUGAGGUUUGUUGGGAGUCGAUAGUUCCACCUCCCUACAAAAAGAAGCUAUAAAAUAUGGAUGUAUUGGGGAUAAGUCAUUCCCUUAGUGCGAAUUUCAUGUGGCUUCCUUUUUGUGUGUAUAAAAAUGCAUGAUGAUCUGAGUGAGCAUGAAUAAUAGCUGAACUGCAACGGAUACACUGUUAAAAAGAUUGUCCCGCUUCGUCAAAGCUCAUUAAAAAAAAAAAAGAAAUGGAUAUUCCAGUGGUUCAUUGUCCCCUGUUUCCUUCUCGGAUACGAUCUUUCAGGUUCAUUUUCUCCAGUCAACUCUUAUUUCGAUUUACUUGUUAUUAUUUUUUUAAAACAUGGUCUUAUUAUCGGCUCCUGUAAUAGCUGAUUAUUAUGUGAACUUAAUUCUAGUCAAGAGUGCCUGUCUACAUAGCGCAUUUUGCGGAAGGAACAUCUUUUAAAGACGUGGUGCAUUUUGGUCAGGUAUGUUUAUUAUUAACCAAAGAGGACAACUGACUGUUGAACUCGUAAUGUGAGUUUGCUGUGUUAAUUGCUGGAACCCCUUAUGUAUAAUAUGAAAAGUCUGGAUUCACGAUGCUAUAAAUGGAAAAUACUGCUGAGCAUCUUUUAGUUUGUUUAAUUAUGUCCAUAAGUAGAAAUCAAUUGUCAGUUUUGCAAAGUUACCAUGUAUCAAAAUAUAAAAGUUGCGUACAGCACGCUUUCGUUAGCUCACGGGCAAAUGUCUUGAUAACCUGUGUUCAACCGCCCCCUCCACCCAUAGGCUACUGUCGUGAUUACUUGUUUUUGUUUUUGUUGUUGUUGUUUUGACAUUUUCAUUUUUAUAAACAGGUAAUAGUCAACAAGAAGUGUCAAAAAUUUGAUUACGGGACAGCAGGAAAUAAACAGCAUUACCAUCAGGUCAGUAAAUAUGUGUUGUUCGAAUCACUCUCCAGUGUCACUGGUUUCUUUUUUCAACCAGUACAAGCUAACGAUAAACUCAAACAGACCAGACCGUCCAUUCCAUCUAAAGCGCGUUGACGGAAAAAUUUUACGUUAGGAUAGGUAGUUACGCAUGGUUCGACUGUAGUUUUGACUGCUCCAGGAAAUUAUAAACACUUCAUUAAAGACGUACAUACAUAAUUUAUUCUAGAUGCAUUAAAAUAUAUACAAGGUUUAAAGGUUGCACUAUAUGACGUCAUAACUGAUGACGUCACAUUUUUCUUAAAUUAAAGUUUGGAAUCGUUUUAAUUUAAAAUAGAGCGCGUCAAGAGAAGCUGAAAACCGAAAACAGUAUGUACAUACGAAAAAUACUGGAUGGGAUAUGACAUUUUGAAGAUGAAAAAAUUUAGAGUCAAUAAAUGGGACCCCCCUUCAGCAAUAAACCUAAAUUAGAUUGUCUUUUUGUCUUAAUAGUAAUGCAAUUGACAUUGCACAUUGGUUGUCUUGAAUGCAGAAAGUAGAAGGAAAAGAAAAUUACAAAAAAAGAUUUUCUGUUAUUCCUGGAACCAUAAAAGAAGAUUUGUGAAAUAAUAAAAGGUCACGUGACCAAUAAUUCCUUUGCCUUAUUAUCGUCCUGGAGGUGUCCUGGGGCCUGUUUCUCGAAAGUCCCGAUAAUAAACGGGCCCCUAAAGCUGUUGUUGUUUACAUGAAAGAUAGAAAUUUCAAUAGUUUUUUAUCUAGCAUGAUAAAACUAUCAGUUAAUGAAACGAAAUGGACUAUUUUGCUAGCCAGGACCCGCGCUCUUAUUCUUUUUAUUUCGAUUUGAAUAUUUGAUUUCGGGCCCGAAAAGUUAUCGGGACUUUGGAGAAACGGGCCCCUGAAAGCAAAAAUGGAAAAGUUUAAAACAAUACGAUUUUUACGGAAAGUAAGAAGCCCGUUUUUACCAAAAUACCAGCUCAGCUGGAAAAAACUGGAAAAAAAUACCAAGGACAUUACUUUUGCUUUACAUUGUCUUGUAACAUUCGACUAAGGAUAAAUAAGUUCUGUACACAUUCAAGUAAAUGGAUGUCCUUCUCCAGAUAAGGGCUCCAGACUGGUGCUGCGUAUUCUAAGAUUGGCAGUACGGAAGAUUUGUACAGCAUAGAAAUAUAUUUCAUCCGAAACCGUAGCUGCCUCAAUUAAGACAAUCUUGAUGAAAUUCUUUGUUCUUGUUGUCGAUUUUAAGUCAAAAAGUCUUAAAAGCCAGUACAUAGCGCCUAACACAAAUAAGCCUACAUAAACCGUGAUCAACUCUCUUCUCUCCCACAGGCCACCGCUCCAUUGUGUCACGUGAAAGACAUGCCCACUCCCACCCUUUUGUUCGUGGGAGCCCGCGAUGGUCUUGGUGACCCGGGUGACAAUGAGGCUUUGAAGCCGCAAAUCAAGAAUCUGGUGCAUUACGAAGUCAUUCCAGAGUGGAACCAUUUGGAUUUCUUGUAUGGAGUAGACGCACACAAACUGCUUUACCCCAGGCUUGUAAACAUCAUGAAGCAGUUUAGUAAGCGAUGAUUAAUACCACCCGAUGAGACGCUGUUCUUCUAUACUUUCCUCUUGUAUUCUUAUGCAGUUGAAAACUAAACCAGUUAUUAACCCUUUCAAAAUCAUUGCACGCUCUGCUUAUACUAUUGUUUGACAAAUUCUAAACAUUCUUUUGCACAUUUGUCCUGAGAAACACUUCGAAAAAAUAUAAAUGUAGCAUAAUUCGCUUUUUAGAAUCCGCUGGGUAAGCUGGUAUUGCGUUGGUUUGUCCCUGAGAGUCCCAACUGGUAUCUGCGUUCUCUGCGAUUGACUUCUAUUCGCCCGGAACUACACUCAUUUUUAAUAAGAAUGCUGUUUUUCCGGCCCGGGCUGAAUAAUUUUAGGUUGAAAAUAUGCUUACAUUAUUCUUAAAUAAUGUUUAAGAAAGAAUGAAUACAUUAUUUCCUUUGUGUUGUAUACUGUACAUAUAUAUUACAUGUACCGUUCAUCGAACCGUCCUUAGCAUUGAACAUUAAGCAAUGGUUAGUGCAGGUUGUUUCGUUUUGCUUGCUUGCUUUGCCGUUAAGAGAAAGGAAUGAUUUUUUACGGUUAAAAACAUAUAUAAUUGUAUUGUGCUUACAUAGAUUUUUAACACACAAAAUUAUAUCCUAUUCAAAAUCCCAGCCUCGAGUUUAUUCUUAAAAUGGUCUUAAAAUUUCGCAAAUUUCAGCCUAGAUAUUUUUAUAAACUGUAUUCUUAUAAAAAAAAGGAGUGUAGUCAAGUUAUAUAUAGAUACUAGAUAUGUCUGCUCUAGUGGAGUCAGGCCUGUAACCAAGAACGCUUAGUUUAUUCAUCUGACAUAAAAGUACGGUAUCUAUAGUGUUUGUGUAUAGCUAGUUUAAGGUAUAGACCGGAACAGUACUGUUUCGCAGUCUUAUUAAGACUAGAGUGAUCAUGAACACCUAAUUAAAAUAACCUAUUUAAGGAGGAUUGUAUAAUGCGGCGUAUAGCUUAACCUUGAAGGAUAACUUGUCAUUGGCAUUAAACAGUAAUUAAAGCUUUGCUUUCUCA
Molecule: messenger RNA, 8857 nt
Organism: Porites lobata
Lineage: Eukaryota; Metazoa; Cnidaria; Anthozoa; Scleractinia; Poritidae
Source: the annotation of a GenBank genome assembly